This is a messenger RNA of Clarias gariepinus (North African catfish), 6844 nucleotides long. It is a transcript of the gene agap1, whose product is annotated as ArfGAP with GTPase domain, ankyrin repeat and PH domain 1. NCBI's taxonomy places the organism in Eukaryota, Metazoa, Chordata, Actinopteri, Siluriformes, Clariidae. Gene Ontology annotation, cellular component: nucleus. The transcript has 19 exons. Bases 1099 to 3693 code for a protein of 864 amino acids. Gene Ontology annotation, molecular function: GTP binding; GTPase activity; protein binding. The record is from RefSeq and is a predicted model, not a curated record.
AGCCGCGCAGCUUUCCAGUAGGAAACGUCCCAAGGAGCGAGCACGCGCAAAUGGUGUGUGAGAAGAGGAUACGGACGGGACGGAGAGCUGCUCAGGAGGAAAGGGGACGCUCGCGCCUUCGCUCGUGAAACAGAAAAACAGGACAGAGAGAGAGAGAGAGAGACAAGCGACCUGAGCGGAGCAUAACGUCACGGUUGAUGCGCGUGCCGGUGCGACAAGCGUGUGCUAUUGAAAAUAGUAAAGAAAAAAAGACAGUUUGGCCGUUGUUGUUUGGGAGCGCGCGCUGGAGUGUACACAGCAAGGGAGCGAGAGCGGAGAGUGCGCAGAACCGACACUCUCACGCGCUAGCGCGCUAGCACAUCACACAGCUAGCUAACCGGCGCUCGGCUUUCUGAGUUGUUGUUGCGUUUAUUUCCGACUGUUUUUUUCUCCCCCGUUUAAACCAAGCAACCAGCGGCGUGUAGAGAAUAUGACAAGCGCCGGGCCCGCUCAUGAGUACUUUAUUCUGCAAAAACUGAACGGGAUUUAGGGGGCCUGGUGUUGGUUUGUUUCUUUCUUUCUUUUCCUUUUUUCUUUCUUUCUUCAACCUGGCUAGCUAGCCUUUAUAGCCUUUAGCCAGUUAUGACAAACACUUGGUGAUUUCAGCAGGCUCGGUUUAUACUCUGUGCUGUUCGUGCGUUUCCCUUCUCCGGAGGCGGAGGGAGGAUAUGGGGAAGCUGUGCCGAGCUGACCGUCUCCAUCUGCCCCUCCAGUCAGGACUUCACCUCGGGGGAACUCUCAGCUUCCCUCCGGCCUCAGAGCUCCUGCCCUGGGAUCUUCUGUGUGGAAAUAUCAUCACCAUCAUCACCCAGGCGCACUUCAGAAACACCGACAGCUAGUUACUUUGGUUUGGAGUUUUGUCUAGUGUUGAACUUGUCAGUCGUACCCGUCUCGGAAUUAAUCAUAAACAGUAAAGUGUUUUCUGAUUGAAAAACAUCUCAAAGACAGUAUUAAGACACAUCAAGGCGUGUUGGAUCUCUGAGCAUGGUCUAUGCCUAAACCCUACAGAGACACGUCAGGACACAAUCAGAGCCUGUUGAGACACUUUUCACCCACAAAAUGAACUAUCAGCAGCACCUCGCCAAUUCGGCGGCGAUCAGGUCCGAGAUCCAGAGGUUUGAAUCCGUCCAUCCGAACAUCUACUCCAUCUACGAGCUCCUGGAGCGGGUGGACGAGCCCCUGCUGCAGAACCAGAUCCGGGAGCAUGUCAUUGCCAUCGAAGACGCCUUUGUGAACAGUCAGGAAUGGACCCUGAGUCGCUCAGUACCAGACCUCAAAGUGGGUAUUGUGGGGAACCUGGCCAGUGGGAAAUCUGCUCUGGUGCACAGGUACCUGACAGGGACGUAUGUUCAGGAGGAGAGCCCAGAAGCUGACGUGGAUGCAGGUGGACGUUUCAAAAAGGAGAUAGUAGUGGAUGGGCAGAGCUAUCUCCUCCUUAUCAGGGAUGAAGGGGGCCCUCCGGAGGCUCAGUUUGCGUUGUGGGUGGACGCAGUGAUAUUUGUCUUCAGUCUAGAAGAUGAGAUCAGCUUUCAGACCGUGUAUCACUACUACAGCCGCAUGGCAAACUACCGCAACACUGCUGACGUGCCCCUGGUGCUAGUAGGAACUCAGGAUGCUAUAAGUGCAGCUAACCCGCGUGUCAUCGAUGACGCUCGAGCACGCAAGCUCUCCAAUGACCUGAAGAGAUGCACAUACUAUGAAACAUGUGCCACCUACGGCCUUAACGUGGAACGCGUCUUUCAGGACGUGGCUCAGAAAAUUGUUGCAAACCGGAAGAAGCAGCAGCUAUCCAUCGGGCCUUGCAAGUCCCUCCCCAAUUCCCCCAGUCACUCCUCAGUGUGUGCGGCCCCCGUCACAGCAGUGCACAUAACACAGACCAGUAAUGGAGGAGGCAGUCUGAGCGAUUACUCCUCCUCUGUACCCUCCACUCCCAGUACAAGCCAGAAGGAGCUACGCAUCGACGUGCCGCAGACGGCCAACACGCCGACGCCGGUCCGUAAGCAGUCCAAGCGUCGCUCCAACCUGUUCACGUCUCGCAAGGCAAGUGAACCAGACAAGGAGAAGAAAGGACUCGAGGGCCGAGCGGACAGUAUCGGAAGCGGCCGCGCAAUCCCAAUUAAGCAGGGAAUGCUCAUGAAGAGGAGUGGGAAGUCACUAAACAAAGAGUGGAAGAAGAAAUAUGUCACCCUCUGUGACAAUGGUGUUCUGACCUACCACCCCAGCCUGCAUGACUACAUGCAGAACGUACAUGGGAAAGAGAUCGACCUGCUGCGCACUACAGUCAAGGUCCCAGGGAAAAGACCCCCGAGGGCCAUCUCCACCUGCGCAGCUUCCGGCCCCAAGACUAACGGCCUUGCCAAGGACAUGAGCAACUUGCAGCUCGCGCAGGCUCCAGGCUCUGUGAGCAGUAGCUCAUCAGCGUCUCAGAUGGCAAGCGGGAUCAGUCUGGUAUCCUUUAACAGCCGGCCGGAUGGCAUGCAUCAGCGCUCGUACUCGGUGUCCAGCGCAGACCAGUGGAGUGAAGCCACAGUCAUCGCCAACUCAGGGGUCAGCACAGAUACUGGUCUGGGAGACUCGGUUUGCUCCAGUCCCAGUAUAUCCAGCACUACCAGUCCUAAAAUGGACCCUCCUCCAUCGCCACACGCCAACCGCAAGAAACACCGCCGGAAGAAGAGCACCAGCAAUUUCAAAGCUGAUGUCUUCUCCGGUGCAGCGGAAGAGCAAGAGGAGAAUUUCGAGUUCAUUAUCGUGUCACUGACGGGCCAGACAUGGCACUUCGAAGCAACUUCAUAUGAGGAGCGUGAUGCCUGGGUGCAGGCCAUCGAGAGCCAGAUCCUGGCCAGCCUGCAGUCCUGUGAGAGCAGCAAGCAGAAGUCGCGUCUGACCAGCCAAUCUGAAGCCAUUGCACUGCAGUCUGUUAGGAACAUGAGAGGAAACUCUCGCUGCGUCGACUGCGAUGCUCAAAACCCUGACUGGGCCAGCUUGAACCUCGGAGCUCUUAUCUGUAUUGAGUGCUCUGGUAUCCACCGGAACCUCGGCACUCACCUGUCCCGUGUGCGCUCUCUCGACCUGGACGAGUGGCCUCUCGAGCUCAUCAAGGUCAUGUCUGCUAUCGGCAAUGACCUGGCCAACACUGUGUGGGAGGCCAAUGCUCAGGGUCGACUAAAACUCGCACCUGAUGCCAGCAGGGAGGAGCGUGAGCGCUGGAUCCGGGCCAAGUACGAGCAGAAGCUUUUUGUGGCGUCUCUGCCGUGUGUGGAGCUGACUUUAGGCCAACAGCUGCUGCGUGCUACAGCCGAAGAGGACAUGCGCUUAGUGGUGCUGCUGCUCGCUCACGGCUCACGAGAUGAGGUGAAUGAGACGUGCGGUGAAGGAGAUGGUCGCACCGCGCUGCAUCUGGGCUGCCGCAAGGGCAAUGUGGUGAUCACACAGCUCCUCAUCUGGUACGGGGUAGACAUCAUGGCGCGUGAUGCCCACGGCAACACAGCACUGGCCUAUGCGCGCCAAGCCAACAGUCAGGAAUGUGUGGAUGUGUUGCUGCAGUACGGCUGCCCGGACGAGCGCUACCCACUCAUGGCCACGCCCAACCUCUCGCGCAGGAACAACAACCGCAACAACAGCUGCAGCAGCACAGGGAGCACUGCCCUUAUCUGAGACGCAUUUCACACUCUCAGAAAUAAACUCUCACGUACACAGCCAGUUGCAUACAUGCACCCCUACCCUCAUACUAACACAAAAGCACACACCCAGCUCUUCCUCCUCUUUAGAGACAGAUUGAGAAACACGAGAGAAGUCCGAGAGCGACUGACUACGAUGAUGAAGAGAAAACGCUAACAGAACCACUGAGUUUGCACUCGCACUGCCUCGCACCACUACUAGCUUCUUAUUCUCGCUGCAUAGCCGAUCACACCGGCGCUCCAUCAUCAGGCAGCGUGUGCCGGGAGAACGGCAGCACCGUGUUCGCCAAAUAAACUUUCUGACCAAGCUGCUGCCCACAAAUCCCACAAGGUGCACGGAGACGAUUGGCGAAAACAAGGCCAAACCAGGAGCUCAGCGAAUGGCAGGCUUACAUGUCCAUUUAGACUUCUCAAAGCAACUUGGUCCUUGUGCCUCCCCAUUCUUUUUUUUUCUUUCUUUUUUUUGUUUUGUGCAGCUCCUUGUGUGACUCAAAUGCAAAGGAAGUGACGCUGGAUCAGUUCCAGAGAUCCUAGAGAACUUCAGCAGCGAUUUCCUGCUUGGUGCUUUUAAAUGCACACGUUCUGUGUUACUUUCGUCCUCUGCCACCCUUUAAGCCAAAUGUUUAGUACAACUGUGUGAAUUUCUGCGCUUUGUACAAUUUAGUUUUUCCUUUUUUUUUUUUUUUUUUUAAGUAAUGUGAAAAGACAAUGUUUCCAAGACCUUUUCGGGAACGCAUCCAAAUACCACAAGGGUGAUGAGACGAAGAAGUUGGUUGUAAACCUUUUCAACAAUUCUGGAUUGUGAAUGAGUUCAUUGGGCAUUUGCGGACCACGUGUAAACCUAAACUAUUCGUGUGAAUGGAUCAAGCUAGCUUUGUGAUUUAUACUUUUUACAAAACUAAAGGGAAUGUCCUGUGAUUGAUAGUUUUUUUUUUCCUGCAUGCUUCUUUUCCCACUGCAAACAAUCAGGUCUUAUUUAGCCGAUGAGUCACGUGAUGACUGACACUAAAGUGACAAGCUUCUGACUGUGUUCUCUCAAGUGCUCGUCACAAUCAAGCGUGUGCGCGCAUGAGCGAGAGACAUAGCCAAGAGUCUUUCUUAUUCCUGUUAGCCAUAUUGAUAAUAUUGAUCAAGUCAGACUUGUUUUCAAAUGAAACCGCAUGCAGAGCGGAGCAGGAGCUUGACCUCGCAAGCUGGUCGAUAUCAAAUGCGCAGCGUCUGCAUUUCUCGCGUGCUUUAUGACGGAAACAUUAGUGAGGGGAGAGCCUACAACCUCAUUUACCUGUUCUUACUCAAUAUUAGGUGCUCAGGAGAAGCAGGAGAACUCUCUUCUAUAUUCUACAUACUUAUUCAUGCCAGAGACUCUUAAGCCUGUGUGUGUGUGAGAGAGAGAAAGAGAGACAGAGCGCGAACAAGGGGUCAUUUGUCAGCAUUGGCCAAAAUGUCCAUUCAUUACUCACUCAUUACUUUCCGAGGCCUUGGAGUGCAGAGCCCUAUUUGGCUCAGUGAAGAGAUGGCUCGUCUUUUGCUGCGCUGUAUCCUUUUCAUCGUUUUCACUCUAUCACUUUGUCUUUUAUAGAAACUCUUUGGUGAAAACCUGGUAAAAAUGAAGAGAAUAUGUUUUGUUUUGUUUUUCUCCCCGAAAAAAAGUCCUUUUAAUGUUUCAGCCCAAGUUCCACAGGCUUGAUGCCAGGCUGUCAAACGAUCAUGAGCAAGUGUGUGUGUGUCUGUUUGCUAAUUCUCUCUAAUCUUUUACCUCUCUUUCCUAGUUGUUCUUUGUCUCACUUGUGUGUGUUUGUGCUGUACAGGCUUGAGCCCUGACUGACCUGUAUUUAAGCAAUACGAAGCCAGAUGAAAGCCAGGCGACUAUCUGAAGUAAUAAUUUUAUUUUCCACACCAGUAUUGGCUGUUGUGUGGCUUUGAGAAAUGUAAGACUCUGUUUCAGGUCAUGUGUCAUUAAGGAAGUUGUGUUCGAGAAAAACUUUAAAAUAAUAAUAAUUAAAAAAAAGACAUGACGCCACUAGCUUAAGGGUUUGUCAUUGGUGAGGUAACGCAAGUCUUUAGUCUGUAACACUAAACAUGUAGGAAGGUGUUUGACCUGUCAGGGUUGCUUUAUGGGUUUUAGGAGUGUGUAGGGAUGAGAGUUCGUAAUAAAAACCUCUAGUGCCCUAGUCUCCUGGAGGGCACUAUAUGGAGCGAGACGUGUGUUAGAAAGAGUGUACAGAGUCUAUUGAAAGAGUUAAGCUGUAAAGUGUUUGUAUAUAAUGUAGCAGAUCCGUAGAGGUCUCAGCACCGUACACAGUAAUUUAUGACAGGAUGCUUUAAGGCAUAAACACACACACAUCCUAAUAAUAAACCCACACUAUCGUGCCCAGUUCACGUCCUUUCUGUGAAAGCCUGAGCUUUUCGGUUUCUGAUCCUUAUUGCAUGCAUGAAUGUAAAUUUCCUCAUAAAUGACUGACAGCUGAUAUUUGAACCUGAUAUUCGCCUUUUUUCCUCCUGAUGUUCGUUCAGUCACUCUUUUAUCUUCAAACAGUCCGUUUCUAUCGCCAUGUGUCCUGUAUGUUAUUGAACUGGCAAAGAAUGAAGGAGUCAUAUCACCACCAUCACCACCUACUCAACCAAUAGCAGAAGAGCAACCAAAGCAGACUCUGCUCCGCGUGAGCAGUUGCGGGUCUCUACGUCUGUUUUAAGCUGCUUUCAUGCAUCUGUGAUUUUAAACCAGUAUCUGCUUGCCGUGUAGCCGCCACCUUCUGUACAUAGCUGUAAAAAAUUGUUUGAAACAUCACUUUUUUUUUUUUUUUGCUUUGUUAUUUUGUUUUGUUGUUUUUGUUACCUCAGUUUGUCGACAGUAUCCUUGAUGCGUCCAAACCCGAGAGACCUGAUUAUUUAUGAGCGAAUAUGCUAAUCUAAAAGGGGUGGGGCUCUCACACUACUUUUCCUUUUGUAUUGUUUUUCCUUUUACAGACCAUUUGCAUUACUAUCAUGUCAAUACGAUUGUCCUUGUUGUAUAUCUAAUUAUUAUUAUUAUUAUUAUUAUAUUGAGUUUGUGUCAGCUGUACAGUUCUGUGUUGAAAAAUUAUACCUGAUGCAGAGUCUUAUACUGUAAUGUGUCUCCUUUCAAUAAA